CUUGCGUAAGCGAUAAGACGAUAUUAGACGCAGCCUUGUUUUAAAUACUAGAAAUGAAGUUACUGACCUAUAAAUAUUUUGUCUAGGACUUAAUGUCUUUUGUAUUUUUGCAUCAUCUUUAUUCUCAGAAUUCAAUGAUAAUGCAGAGUUGAAGACAAUGAUUUUUGUUAUGAUUCACAAUUAUAUUUUGACUUGAGUGACUUUAUCACAUUAUGUAUUAAAUCAUUUGGAUUGGGUUUUUUUUUCUUCAUACUUAUUGCAUAUUAUAUACAUCUUCAAUUAAGAGCGAUAACAUCUUUCAAAAAAGACAGAUUUUCUUUAAGGUUCAUUUUUAUAUAAAGAGUGCCAACAUGCUUCAGGUCUUGUACAGUCUAAAGAAUUUAAUGAAUGCCCAUCGACGCAAUUCAGAAACUUUUGUAUUUUAUCUUCAUUAUCGAGUAACCUUCCUAAUACUGAUAGGAUUCUCGAUCUUAAUUACAACUAAUCAAAUUGUCGGUGAGAAAAUACAUUGUCUUGCUGGUGAAAAUACUAAAAUCAAUUCAGCUUUGCUGGAAUCUUACUGCUGGGUAUCCUCAACGUAUUCUGUCAGCACAGCCUACUUAAAUGAGACGGGAUUUAAAGCUCCAUAUCCAGGAAUCAGUCUAUCCGGGAAAAAAUCCGAAUUAAUCUACAAAAAUUACUACCAAUACAUAUACCUAUGCCUGUUCAUUCAAGCUCUUUUCUUUUACCUGCCACAUCUGGUCUGGAAAAGUGUGGAAUGGAAACGAAUGGACAGAUUAUACCAUCUCAUCAUCAACUAUGAUAAAAAGCAAAAGAAAGAUACGGAAUCACAUUCAUCCACCCCAUUUGAAGAAGCUGCAGCUUACAUUGAAGAAAGAUGGGGAACCCACAGAGAAUACAUCAUCUUGUACGUUGCGUGUGAAGUGCUUUCGUUCAUGAACCUCAUAGUUCAGAUUUAUAUUGUCGAUAUAUUCCUCCAUGGUGAGUUUUUUGGGUUAGGUUUGUUUUACACUUCUCAUCAAAAUUCACAUUGGAUGCAGGAUCCUAUACAUUUAUUCCCAUUAGUUUCAAGCUGCUAUUUCAAAAAAUAUGGUGCUGGUGGUAAUAUCGACAUCAUCGACGCCAUAUGUGUCUUGCCACUGAAUGCGUUGAAUGUUAAAAUGUAUCUUUUCAUAUGGUUCUGGUUCACACUUCUGUUGUUUUUAUCUGUUUUUAAUCUAUCUAAUAUGUUGCUCAAUAUUUGCAUUCCUUAUUAUCGAAUGCUGCCUUUUAGUUUGUCGCGUGUGGUCUUCAAGAACGCUCCGGGGAGGACAGCUUAUACUGAUCUUUUGGAAAAUGGAAAUUUUGGUGACUGGUUUGUAUUAAGUUCUAUUAAGAGCAACAUGGAUCCUAUUGAUUUUAAUCACCUGAGUGAAAAAAUUUUAGAGAAACUUUCUGACAUCACAGUGGAACAGAAGGAAUAAAGGAACUCUUGUGUAAUAUUCGUGAGAUCUAUUUAAAAUUUGUAAGUUGUACAAACUCAUGUGUUUUCUAACAACCAGUAUAAGCAUCUCCAAUUAAUGUACACUUUAUACAAUUUUCCUUCUUAUACUGCACUUUAACCCAAACUCUGAGAUUUCGUAUCUGUACCUUAUUUACUGAGCACACCCCAAAAGAUUUAGUUCAAUUCUUUUACUAACCCUUUCGAUACUAGUAAUACAUUUAUUUUAAAAUAGCAUCGCUUUAAAAUGGAUGUUUUGCAAUGACCACCCUUGAUGUAUGCUUUUAAAAUUUCAUUGUUUUACAUGCCAUCAUUUAUAUAGCUUUUCAGUAUUUUUGUCAAACGUGAAGUAAAAAAGGGGUGCACGUUAUUUGUUUCGAAUUAAUAUUGUAGCUUGGAAAAGCAAACACGCUAUCGAGAUAUUUUAGAUUGCCAACAGGAAACGUAGGCUGAAAAAUAUCAAAACAUGUUUUAUUGCCAGGUAAAAUUUGUAGAUCAUUCUUAUUACUGACUUUUUACUCCACUCUGUUUAUUUCACCAAUCAAACAAGGGUUUUUUUUCAGCCUCGCCUUCCUCAGCGAAAAUUCGUUUGAUUCUGAAACCAUUUUUGUUCUUCCUUGCUUGAAAAUUUCUGACUUUCAUUGUGUACUUUUCGAACUUCAAUUUCGACAAGAGUUCUAAUAACUUAUAUUAUAUUAUGGAAUAAACUGUGUAAAAAAAUAAUUUAAAAGAUAUGAAAGAAUAUUAAACUUGCCUACAAUGAACUCUCCGCACAAGCAUAAGUUUAAAAUAUUAUUUUCAUGAGCAGAUUAUUUUUCAUUGAUUGAAUUUACAUGUGUGCCAAACAUAUUUAUUUGUAUUUUUUGUUUAGUGAUAUUGUGUUAUCUUAAAAGUUUUGGAAUAUAUUUAAAUUCUCUUAUAAAUGUAUUUCCUUCAUUUAAAUGCAAUUUUCAAUGUCACAGUAUUCUUGAUUUGUGUACCAUGAAGCACUCUUGAACAUAAAAAUUUCUUUAAGUAUUUUCAAAGAAAGUUUUGAGGGCGAACCAAAAAUAACAGGGUGAAAUUUAAAGCCUUGUUUCUAAAAAAAUUACUAAAUUAAAACACAUCAUAUAUCACAACUUUUUCAACUUUCUUUUGUAUGUGCGUGUGUGUUUUCUUCUGUUAUAAUAAAACUUUUGAAUUAUAUAUUCUUCUAUUACAAUAAAACUUUUGUACUUUGCAUUAUAUAUACACAUAUUUGGCUACCGUAUUUUGUACCUCUUUUUAUGCUACAAGUUUGUUUUGUUUUUUUUUUUAAUUUAUGCCAGUUCUUUUUCAAAAAGCAAUUCAAGCUACGAAAUUAGUUUAUGUUAUUUGAACUGUUAUACAAGAGUUAUUUUCUCAUACAAUAACUUUUCUCAAACAAUAUUUUCUCCUAAACAGCAAUAAAUAUAUUUUUUAAUUC
Parasteatoda tepidariorum (common house spider) is the source of this 2924-nucleotide messenger RNA. RefSeq names its product innexin shaking-B. Gene Ontology annotation, cellular component: plasma membrane; gap junction. The record is from RefSeq and is a predicted model, not a curated record. Gene Ontology annotation, molecular function: gap junction channel activity. NCBI's taxonomy places the organism in Eukaryota, Metazoa, Arthropoda, Arachnida, Araneae, Theridiidae. Gene Ontology annotation, biological process: phototransduction.